Molecule: messenger RNA, 3720 nt
Organism: Scatophagus argus
Lineage: Eukaryota; Metazoa; Chordata; Actinopteri; Scatophagidae
Gene: ncam3
Product: neural cell adhesion molecule 3
Exons: 17
Coding region: 234-2333 (699 amino acids)
Biological process (GO): cell adhesion
Cellular component (GO): membrane
Molecular function (GO): protein binding
Source: RefSeq, a predicted model, not a curated record
CCCUGUCACAGUUAGUUUAGGUGGAUGCCAAACAACAGGUGUCUGCAAAUAUUUGAGGUUUCUUUGAUAUUUAGUUAGUCUUGAAAACUUUAUUAGACAAGCAUUCAAACUGUCUGUCCAGUUGGAUUGACUGGGAAAGCAAAAAGCAAAAAAUAAUUGAUUGACAGAAACAGACAAACUACUUAAUUUUGAUUUGAAAUUAUAUAGGAUUGAUAAUCAACAGCCAGGUGAACAUGAGCCAAUCAUAUCUCAUCCUGGCAACGACCUCACUGCUGCUGCUGAUGUACGGCACAGAUGCAAAGAUAGAAAUCAUAGCUGCUAAGCCAGAUAUUCUGGUGGGAAAUGAGAUCUUACUGUUGUGUAAAGCUGGAGGAGAGGGAGACAUAACAUGGCAAAAGGAUGAUGAAAAUAUUGAUGAUGAGGAACAGGUGUCAAAAGUGGAUGAGACCUCCUCUAAAUUGCUCAUUAAGAAGGCGUCAAUGCAGGACACGGGCAGGUAUACCUGUCAGUGUGACUUCGACAAUGGACACCACGAUAGCACUACAUUUGAUGUGUAUGUUCAUGUGGGUCCAUCAUUUGUCUACAACACCACCUACCAUGAGUUUCUGGAGGGUACAGAUGGUGUGGUACCCUGCUCGGUGACUGGCCAGCCAAUGGUGGAUGUUCAGUGGAUCAGAGACAAGCAACCAAUCUCUUCUAAUGAAGGAAGGCGUGUGCGUCAGCUAUCUGAUCACACACUCCAUAUUGAAAAGGUGAAAAGAGAGGAUGCUGGGACAUACACGUGCCAGGCUCAGAUCAGAGGAAGGCCCGUCUAUCAAAACCUUGCUAUCUCUGUUGUUGUCAAUGCUCCUCCUACUGUGCACCUGAAAGAAAAAGAGAAAAAAGUGUUGGCUGGACCAGAAACUAAUGUUUCCUUGCUGUGUUUGGUGGACGGUUUACCAAAACCCAACAUCACCUGGACCAUGCCGGUCCCGAUUGACCCCUCACAUCAUCAGUUUAACUCAGACCGUAGCCAGCUGACAAUAACAUCUGUUGCCAGGGAAGACUAUGGAGAGUACGUUUGCACUGCCGCCAACAAGAUAUCUGAGAACAGUGCUUCAUUUACGCUUCAUGUUUAUGAGGCCCCAGAUGUGUUUGUGAAAGAAGAGCAGCUGAAUGUAUCAGUGGGUGAACGGGCAUCAGUGUCCUGUAAUGUCUCUGGUCAUCCUCAGCCUGAGCUGUACUGGCUCAACAAGCGCAAUGGACACACAGUGGAUUCUACCACUGGUCGUGUCCAUGUUAUUAAUGGAACUUUGGUGAUCGAGGAGAUGUUGCCCCCUGAUGGUGGACUGUAUUCCUGCAUGGCCGUCAGCAUCUCUGGAAAUGCAUCAAGAGAUGUUGCAAUAUACACCCAGCCUGAUCCGCCUCUCCACCUGUCAGUCACACCUGGACCAGCCUCAGUCCUCCUCUCCUUCAAAACCCUGCCCAGCAGUGGAGGAACACCAAUCACAAGUUUUGUUUUACAAUGGAGGCAAAGUGCUGCGGAACAGUGGAAGGAGAUCACAGUCCCAGCUUCAGAUCCUCUAGCAAUCACCGCCCUCAAGCAGUACACACCGUACACAGUACGUUUGGCCGCCAUGAAUGCAGUGGGCACGGGACAGUACUCAGAAACAAAAACUGUCCGCACACAGGGAAUACAUGGUGAACCAGACAGUCCGGUUUUGUCGGUUGAGAAGAUGACAGUAGAGAAAAACUCUUUCUCUGUCCCUCUUAAACAGAUCGAUGACGGUGGAGCCCCUCUGCAGCACUUUAACAUGCGAUACAGACAGGUUAAAGACAAGGCUGAGUGGAAAGAGAUUCAGCUAUCAUCUGAUACAAACUCUAUCUCCCUGCAAGACCUGCCCUUUGGCUCAGACUAUCAACUGGAGGUCACAGCGGUCAACGCUAAUGGUUCCUCUAUCCCUGCCAUAUUCAACUUCACCAUCGGAGAACAGCCUGUGAACAGCAUGACUAAAGGCAGCGUGGUUGGCAUCGUUAUGGUCAUCUUCCUGGUCGUAUUCCUAGCGGUAGAUGCCACCUGCUGCUACAAAAAUCACUGCGGCCUGCUCAUGUCCAUUGCUGUUAAAAUCUUUGGACAUAAAGUCCCAGGCAUUAAAAUGCUUGAAGACAUAGAGGGAGCCAAUAACGGAGAAGUGAAGCUGAAGGGUAUGACCACUCCGAGAGGUAGUAUGCAACUGACAGGGGUUCAUACUAAAGGGGUCGGGCAGCUCACAGAGGUCACCAGCGACAAAGCCUCCCUCACCAAACAUGAGAAAAUACAGGCAGGUAGGGAGCUGCCCAAUGCCGAUGCAUGAGGCCCGAAGAUUGGAGAAGAAACAACAAAUAAGAAGUGUGAACCAACAAGUAGAUAAUGUAUAAUGUACAGCAAGAGAAGAUAUCAAACUUAUCAACACCAUCAGCCUUAAUAAUGGACUCUGAACCGUUGAGCAGCUCUAUAGCAAAUACAGCUGUGAUGGGACGUGGUCGAACAUUAUUGACAGAUUGCAGGGAAACACUGAUGUCGCUGAGGUUUGUUCAGACCCAUGCUGUUUCAGGUGUCUGGUGUUGGAGCGAGAGGACAGCAGGCCUGUGUCCAGCCUCUCCUGACAACACUGUCCUCUCAUAAGGUGGAAAAUCUGCCAGCUUCCUGGUGACAUGAAGACCGACGGAGGCUACGGGCAGGAAAUUAUAUCAUUUUCUUGCCUUUCUGUAGUUCUGUCUGCUCUGAUUUAGAUUACAAAAGACUCUUGUCCUUUUACAGGGUAAUCUUGGUGUCUGUGUUUUACAGGGUAAAAUUGUUGGUGUUAUAAAUUAAUCUUUAAAUUGCUCUGGCUUCACAACAAAUGUUUACUGCAUUUUGAAUGUUGUACACAGACCCAAGAUCUUAUUUUAUUUUUACUCUUUUUGAAUCGUGUCAUGGAUGUCAUGUGUAAUACAGAUUUGUUUUGGCAUUUAAAAAUAUUUGUCUUUGUUUGUGAUGUUUUUCAUGUAUCUUUUUGUUAGUAAUGUGUUAACCUUGCAUUGUGGCUGCUCAUCUGAUGCUAAUUCAAGUCUAAACAUCUUAUAUUUGAGUUUAAAUAACGCUAUAUCCUGAUACUGUCCAGUAUUUUGACCCAUUUAACGUCAUUUGAACUUAAACUAACCUCACUAACCUUAAUGUAAUUAUUAUGCACUGAUAUUUAUUGUUUUUAAACCACACAUGAGAGAUAUUCAUCAUGAGAGGCUUUGAACUUGAAGCCAUAUUGGAUUUUUUAGCCAGAUUUACUGUUAAGCACUUUUUUGUGAAAACAUUAUGUUAUGGUCGGCAGCUACCACUGGCCACAUAGGGGACCUGUGAUUAAAAGCAACUUUUAAAAUAAGAGGCUCCUUUAAAGUACCUGUAAUAAUAGGUGACAUGUAUCGUAAUGUACGUAUUUCCACCUAACAAAAUUGACUAAUACUCGAUGUUUAACUUCUAUUUUGUAUUUAUAGUCAGAUUAUAAUUAUACAGUGAUCAAAGAUGUCCAAGUGAAAAUAUUUCAAGUCAGAUAUUUAAAUAUUUUCCAGCUUGUUUUUUGAAAGUAUGUCAUGCAUGUAUGCAAAUUAGCAGACCAUAGUAAUGAAAUUUUUUGAUAUAAUUGUAAUAUAAUAUUGAACACUGUACAUGCUUGUACAUAAUAAUGUUGAAUCUUUCCAUUUCAUAAAAACAUGGACUGUACAAGA